AUUUCCCCCAAAAACCAAAAAUUAAAAAUUUAAAAAAAUAUCCCGACAAAAAUGCUUUUUCUACGAAUUUUCCGAAAUAUCUCCAAACUAUCCAAUCCACAAAUAAAUCUAAACUUCUCACAAUGUCGUCAACUUCGUAAAAUAACAAGACCCAUAAUAAAACCCGAACAAUAUGCUGUCACUACACAAAAACCAAUUAAAUCCACUGAAAUCCAAUCAGAAAGUUACACAAAUCAUCUUGAAAAGGUUCACGAACCGGAAGAUCAAUUACCGGCUCUUCCAAAAGCUGAAAAAGAUUACGUACCAACAUUUAAUCUAGCUGCCUAUGUAAAUAAAUCCGAAUGUCUUCAACAGCUAUUGAAAUUAGGAGUCAAUCUAAAUAGCAUUGAAAAACGUAAAGGUUUGGCCGAGUUUGUAUUGAAAUUAGAUUUUGAGAAGAACAUUAAACCACAUUUAAUGUUUCUUCAUGAUUUGGGUGUUCCACCAAAGCAAUUUGGUGAAUUAAUCACAAAGAAUCCUUUGAUAUUUAAAGAAAAUUUAGAUGAUUUACAAGUUCGUGUGAAUUAUUUGCAAGCAAAGAAAUUCAAUGAUCAUCAAAUCACUCGAAUUGUUACUAAGAAUCCUUAUUGGCUAAUGUUCUCGACAAAGAGAAUAGAUAAAAGGCUAGGUUAUUUUCAAGAGAAUUUUAAACUUAGCGGAGAUGAUGUUAGGUUUUUAGCAGCCAAACAACCGAGAUUAAUUACCUACAGUAUGGAACACAUUAGGAAGAAUAUGUUUUGUAUAACCGAAGAAAUGGGUUUUGAAUUGGAAGAGUUGAGAUGUCUUCUGUUGAAUAAACCAAAGUUGUGGAUGUUGAAUUCUGAUGAAUUGAUUGAACGCUUUGCAUAUGCCCACAAUGAAAUGAAGCUAUCUCAUGAGAUGAUUGUUCAAUUUCCUGAAAUUCUUUUAUCACGGGAAUUUAGGAUACGAGAACGACAUGAAUUUUUGAAGACACUUGGUCGUGCUCAAUAUGAUCCGCAUAAAGAUUUAUAUGUAUCGCCAAAGACACUUGUCGAGGGUAAUGAUAGGGAUUUUGUUGUUAAUGUAGCUAAAUGUGAUAUGGAAAUGUAUGAAAUGUUUUUGAAGACAAGAUAAAGUUUUGUUUUUUUAGAAAAAUAAAUAAAAAUAAGUAAA
Episyrphus balteatus (marmalade hoverfly) is the source of this 1173-nucleotide messenger RNA. It is a transcript of the gene mTerf3, whose product is annotated as transcription termination factor 3, mitochondrial. Gene Ontology annotation, cellular component: mitochondrion. Gene Ontology annotation, biological process: regulation of DNA-templated transcription; mitochondrial ribosome assembly. Lineage: Eukaryota; Metazoa; Arthropoda; Insecta; Diptera; Syrphidae. The transcript has 2 exons. Gene Ontology annotation, molecular function: double-stranded DNA binding. Bases 52 to 1134 code for a protein of 360 amino acids. The record is from RefSeq and is a predicted model, not a curated record.